This is a messenger RNA of Haliotis rufescens (red abalone), 1697 nucleotides long. RefSeq names its product carboxypeptidase Q-like. The transcript has a single exon. Gene Ontology annotation, molecular function: metallodipeptidase activity. The record is from RefSeq and is a predicted model, not a curated record. Lineage: Eukaryota; Metazoa; Mollusca; Gastropoda; Lepetellida; Haliotidae. Gene Ontology annotation, biological process: proteolysis; peptide catabolic process. The coding region runs from base 60 to 1457 and encodes 465 amino acids.
CGAGGUCACCUCACAUCCUUUAUUAUCAGUGUAGGUAGUCCAUUUCAGUUCAUCAAACAAUGAAGUCGUUGGCUAUCCUGUUGCUCAGUUCAAUUCAUUGUGUGUCUGCGGGUCCAGUCAAGUUUCCCAGUCUAAAAAAUGAAAUCGAAAGUCACCGAGCUGAUGCGGAACGGAUUAUUAACCUGGUGGUCAAUGGAAGUGCUAAAGGACAGACAUACAACCGACUGGCCGAGUUUGUGGACACAUUCGGGAGUCGCAUCGCCGGUUCUCAGAAUCUUGAAAACGCCAUCGAUUAUAUGAUGAAGAAGUUGAAGGAGGAUGAUCUGGAGAAUGUACACGGAGAGUCCGCCAUGGUGCCCCACUGGGUGAGGGGGAGGGAGUCUGCCACCCUCGAGCAGCCACGAAUCCUACCCCUCAACAUACUGGGACUCGGGGGUAGCAUUGCCACCCCUCCUGAGGGCAUCACGGCCGAGGUGAUUGUAGUCAAGACGUUUGCUGAGCUGAAGCAGAGGGCUGCCGAGGCCCGCGGGAAGAUAGUGGUCUAUAACGAGGACUGGGUAGGGUAUGGAGAUACUGUCCAGUAUCGUUCACUGGGAGCGGUUGAGGCGGCUAAAGUGGGUGCUGUGGCCUCUCUUAUACGUAGUGUGACCCCCUUCUCUAUAGACAGUCCUCACACCGGCUGGCAGGACUACAGCGACAACGUCACCAAGAUCCCCACUGCCUGCAUCACGAUAGAGAUCGCCCAGAUGCUGCACAGGAUGUCCAUGAGAGGGGAGAAGAUGGUCAUCAACCUCAAGAUGGAAGCUCAGAAUUUGCCCAUGGUGAAGUCCAGAAACACAGUAGCUGAGAUUAAAGGGAGUACAUACCCGGAUGAAGUCGUGAUAGUUAGCGGCCACCUUGACAGCUGGGACGUGGGGCAGGGGGCGAUGGACGACGGUGGUGGUGCCUUCAUCUCCUGGCAGGCCCUGUCUCUCGUCCGACAACUGGGACUCCGCCCGAAGCGUACCCUCAGGAUGAUCAUGUGGACUGCAGAAGAGGAGGGGGUAUAUGGGGCAAAGCAGUAUUUCAAGGACCACCAGAACGAAAUACCUAAACACGACCUGGUAAUGGAAUCGGAUCUCGGUACGUUCAACCCAAGAGGUCUCCAGUUCUCUGGCAACAAGGCAGCGACAGCAAUCAUGAAAGAGGUCGCCCAGCUCCUUAGUUCCAUCAACAGGACAACCCUCUACAGUCCCGCCGAUGUCAGUGACACAGGUCUAUGGAAGAACAUCGGUGUCCCCAGCGGCAGCAUAGAGAACGACAACCAAAACUACUUCUAUUUCCACCACAGCAACGGCGACAUGAUGACGGUGGAGGACUCGGGCGUCCUUGACCUUUGUUCCGCCAUCUGGGCGGUAGCGGCGUAUGUGGUGGCUGACCUUGACGCUAUGCUUCCCAGGGACACUGUGAAUGGCUGACGUUUAGGUUACAAGGUGAUACAUGUGAAACCUAAGACUGUUUGUGUCUGUAAAGUGUGACAACUGCCUAAUUCCAUGUCUUAUUGGAUGUAACCUAUAUUUCGAUACAGUUGCUUCAAUGCUAUUGCAAGAAGUAUAUAUAUUGUCAAGCUCCGUUUAGAUUUUCCUACUGAGAUAUAACCAACUGUGGAUCAAAACGGUAUUUUUGCUAAAAUCAUAUAAAAUAACUUCGAAAACAAA